This is a messenger RNA of Didymella exigua CBS 183.55, 1612 nucleotides long. Its product is annotated as Saccharopine dehydrogenase. Bases 116 to 1516 code for a protein of 466 amino acids. The record is from RefSeq and is a predicted model, not a curated record. Gene Ontology annotation, molecular function: saccharopine dehydrogenase activity. NCBI's taxonomy places the organism in Eukaryota, Fungi, Ascomycota, Dothideomycetes, Pleosporales, Didymellaceae. The transcript has 4 exons. Gene Ontology annotation, cellular component: cytoplasm.
GACGAGUACCCCGCGGCGUACUUACGGAGUGAAAACGAAUUUAUCGAUAGCUCUCCCGAAUGCUUUAUCUUCAACCACAAUCUUGAUCUCGAGAAAUUUCAACAGAUCAGACAACAUGGAGGCAAUCAUCAACAAGUUCGAGACCGUUCUCGGUGGGGUCAACUCUACCGGAAAGUCGGUUCUGCUGCUCGGUGCUGGCUUCGUCACCCGCCCAACUGCUGAGAUCCUUGGCAAGUCUGGUGUCAAGGUCGUCGUAGCCUGCAGGACGCUCGAGAAGGCACAGGCUCUUGCCAAGGGCAUCCCCAACGCAGUCGCCAUCAGCCUCGACGUCAACGAUGCUGAGGCCCUCGACGCUGAGGUCGCCAAGGUCGACGUCGUCAUCUCCCUGAUCCCUUACACAUUUCAUGCGACCGUCAUCAAGUCGGCCAUCCGCAAGAAGAAGGAUGUUGUCACAACCUCAUAUGUCUCGCCUGCCAUGAUGGAGCUCGAUGCCGAGGCCAAGGCCGCCGGCAUCACCGUCAUGAACGAGAUCGGUCUUGACCCCGGAAUCGACCACCUAUCGGCCGUCAUCACCAUCGACGAUGUCCACAAGGAGGGAGGCAAGAUCCUGUCCUUCAAGUCAUACUGCGGUGGUCUCCCCGCGCCCGAGUCCUCGGACAACCCUCUUGGAUACAAGUUUUCGUGGAGCUCCCGCGGUGUCCUGCUGGCGCUGAGGAACGCUGCCAAGUACUGGCAAGACGGCCAGGUCAAGGAGGUUGAGGGACCUGAGCUUAUGGCCGAGGCCAAGCCCUACUUCAUCUAUCCCGGCUACGCUUUCGUUGCCUACCCCAACCGUGACUCCACUCCCUACAAGGAGCGCUACAACAUUCCCGAGGCCCAGACCAUUGUUCGUGGUACUCUCCGCUACCAGGGUUUCCCCGAGUACAUCAAGACCCUCGUCGACAUUGGCUUCCUUGUUGAGGACGAGAAGGACUUCCUCAAGGAGGGAGAGCAGCGCCCAUGGAAAGACGCCACAGCCAAGAUCGUCGGUUCGUCGAGCGACAAGAAGGAGGACAUCGUCUGGGCCAUUAGCUCGCGCCACAAGUUUCCCUCAACCGAGGAGAAGGAGCGCAUCAUCGCUGGUCUUGAGUGGAUCGGUCUUUUCUCUGACGAGAAGAUCAUCCCCCGCGGCAACCCGCUCGACACUCUCUGCGCUACCCUCGAGAAGAAGAUGCAGUACGAGAAGGACGAGCGCGACUUCGUCAUGCUCCAGCACAAGUUCGAGAUCGAGAACAAGGACGGCAGCAAGGUCAUCCGCACAUCUACCCUUGCUGACUACGGUGACCCUAAGGGCUACUCUUCCAUGGCUAAGCUGGUCGGUGUUCCCUGUGCGGUCGCUGUUCAGCAGGUUCUUGACGGCACCAUCAAGGAGAAGGGUAUCCUUGCGCCCAUGGAUCCUGCUAUUUGCAGGCCACUCAUGAAGGUUUUGGAGGACAAGUACAACAUCCGCUUCAGGGAGAAGACUGUUGCCGCAUAGACCGAUGUUACGCUAGGACGUGUUUGGAACCAUAGAUUGAGGAUUCCAAGGGUGUUCGUAGUAGUGUAGACAAAUGCAACUCAUAUUCACAUCCAA